AUGGUAAAUACAAAGGAAAAAUCAUCAGAUAAACGAAGAAAACAGAAAAGGGAGUCUGAGCAAAGAAAGAGAGAAAGAAUAAGACUGGAUCCUCAUUUAUAUGAAGAAGCGAAGCGCAAAGAACGUGAAAGAUACCAUCAACGAAAAAAUGCAGGAAAAAUCAAAACAAUCAACGAAAGAAACGACAGAGAGAAAAGACAGAUAAGGAAACGCUGGAGACAAACAUCUUCAGAAUAUAGAAAAAAAAGGAGGACUCAGGAAAAUUUGAAUAGGUUCCUAGAAGAAACUACUCCACCAUCAACACCAACACGAUUGGAUGCUUUAUUUAAUGAACAUCCUGCGAAUAUUCCAGGCUCAUCAGGAAGAUCUGCUGCGGGAAGAAAAAGAGUGCUCAGAAAACGUUCCCAGACAGUGAGAAAACUGAAAAAUGUCCAAAAAGAGCGAGAUAUGUACAGAAGGAAGGCAAUACGAUACAAAACAAAAUACUACAGAAUGAAAAGUCAAUCUAUCAAAAUAAAUCGAGAAUCUCCGAGAAUUAAAGUUGCCGAACUAACAAAAGGGCAAAAAAUAUCGAAGGAGGUUAGACGCCAACUGGUUUUUGGAGAAGUUCUCAAAACCCAGCUUCAACAAAAUUUCAUUGAGUUAGGUUAUAGCGCCAAGAAGAAACGAAAAUUCAUUGAGCACACCUCCGGAAAUGUGAUAAAAAAAUAUCGUCUGAUAAAUGAAACAAAAAAAAUAUUUGGAUCUCAUAAGAUCCAGAAGAAUAAAGCAUCUGAAAGAAUAAAUGAAACAAAAGUGAAACGAUCCAACUUGAUAACUGUUGUCAGAAAAUUUUAUGAGAGGGAUGACAACAGCAGAAUGUGCCCAGGCAAGAAAGACACGAUAACGGUGAAGAAAUGUAAGAAACAGAAACGCUAUCUUUCGAAUUCCUUGAGAGCUUUAUAUGAAAAAUUUGCCUUGGAAAAUCUUGAUCUGUAUAAAAUAAGUUACGCAACAUUCUGUAAGCUCAGACCUUUUUGGGUUGUCAUACCCACUGCUGCGAAAAGAGAAACUUGUCUUUGUAUGAUUCACGAAAAUAUGCUACUUCUUGUCACUAAAAUGAAACUGCUUCAAAUUAUCGAUGAAUCCAACCCUGAAGCUGUAUGCAGAACAAUUUGUUGUGACAUGCGAAGAGAAUGUUUGGAGAGAAUUUGUGAGACUUGUAAACAUAAGCAGGUAAUAUUUAAAACCUAUCAAGAAAAUGAGGAUUCAUCUUACAAAAAAUGGGUAUUGAAGAACGUUGUCAUAAAUAUAAAAGGUGUAGAAAAGAAUUGUAAAAAAAUACUCAAGGAUGAAAUCAAAUGUACUAAGGGUGAAAUGGUCAAGCUCUUGAUUGGUUCUUUGCCCAAAUUCAUGAAUCAUAUUUCUAACAUGAACCACCAAUUCAAAAUGAUCCAGGAUUUGAAAAAAAAAUUGAAUCCCGAAACGGAAACUGUAAUUCAUGUUGAUUUUUCCGAGAAUUAUACAUGUAAAUAUUUUCGGGAAGUCCAGAGCGCUCACUUUGGAGGAUCUAAGCCCCAGAUUUCUAUGCACACUGUAGUGUGGUACCGUAAAUUAGAUGAAAUUAAACCAGAAUCCUUCUGCACUUUUUCCAAGAAUCUCCGGCAUGACCCAAUCGCCAUAAUUGCUCAUCUAUUGCCACUAGUGAGAACAAUCAGAAAAAAGAUGCCAUCAUUGAAAAGGGUUCAUUUCUGCAGUGAUGGCCCAAGUACACAAUAUAAAAACAAAAGUAUGUUUUAUCUGAUUGGGUCAAAGCUAGCAGAAAUACUAGAAGUGAACGAAAUUUCGUGGAAUUACUUUGAGAGCGGUCAUGGUAAGGGAGCUGUGGAUGGGGUGGGUGGGUGUCUCAAAAGAAGCGCUGAUCGGCUCGUAGCAUGUGGCUAUGAUGUCCCCAAUUUUGAACAACUCAUAUUUCAUCUGAAGGAAUCUUGCUCCGGAAUCCAGAUUGAGUGUGUAUCUGAAGAACAAAUCGAUAACCUCAACCAAAUUGUUCCCAAUAAUCUGAAACCGUUCAAAGGAACAAUGCAAGUGCAUCAAUUAUGUUGGUCAAUCGAAAAUCCAAAUUGUUUAAGAUUGCGUAGGCUGAGUUGCCCCGAUUGUUCUUUUCAAAUGAAUUGUGAGCAUUAUGAACUAGGACAAUUCACUAUACCGAACCUUCACCGAACUUUUUCAGAAGAGUUAAAUGAUACUAAUAUGUACUCAUCAGACUUAGCAAACAACCUGCCCUCGACACAUUUCAUGAAAGAGGGUAAUCUAUUGGAAAUUCCAGAAAAUUCAUGUACUCAAAGUUUUCCUCAAAAGUUUGCUGCUAAGUUGAGAUAUGCUGAUGUGUACUCAUCAGAUUCAGAAGAUGAUCAACCUCUCAUCCGAUUUACAAAUCAGCCUGAUUUCGUGGAAUCACUAGAACCAGAAAACCAGGAAUCACUAGAACCAGAAAAACAGUUUUUUGAGAAGGAUGACUUCGUCUUAGUGGAGUGGCCAAAAUAUUCAAGGAUUCAUUAUAUUGGUCAAGUAAAUGCUAUUCAUGGAGCUAUUUAUGAAAUAACCUUCAUGAGACGAGUAUCUUCUACCAAAAAUAAUUUGAUUUUCAUUUGGCCACAAGAAGAAGAUCUAUCUGAGGUGAAUUCCAAUUGUAUAAUCAAGAAAGUGGCGAGUCCUCAGGUAUUACGAAGGAAUCGAUUCCUCUUCAAAGAUGAUCCAAUUUUAAUGUGCAAUACUUUGAAAUGA
This is a messenger RNA of Phaedon cochleariae (mustard beetle), 2766 nucleotides long. The record is from the annotation of a GenBank genome assembly. Lineage: Eukaryota; Metazoa; Arthropoda; Insecta; Coleoptera; Chrysomelidae.